This is a messenger RNA of Sinocyclocheilus grahami, 3633 nucleotides long. RefSeq names its product roundabout homolog 2-like. The record is from RefSeq and is a predicted model, not a curated record. Gene Ontology annotation, molecular function: protein binding. The coding region runs from base 364 to 3633 and encodes 1089 amino acids. NCBI's taxonomy places the organism in Eukaryota, Metazoa, Chordata, Actinopteri, Cypriniformes, Cyprinidae. The transcript is spliced from 21 exons.
GCAUCUCAUUCAAACGCCAUGCAGUGAGCCGAAUGGAUGCACAGCUUGUGAACUCUGUGUACCGCAUUCUGCGCUUCAGCGGACGGACAUUACAGCCAAAUGAGUGACGGAGGGAGUGAACAAACUAAUUAGACCUCAGAGUCGUCAUGCAGUUCCUAACACAGAGGUCCGAGCGUUUCGGGUCAGACAUCACUGAGACUUUAGCGUAAUGCGCCGCUGUGGAUUUCUCCAAGAGAGCAGCUGAAGUGCUUUUUCCGCUCUCAUUUUUAUUUCGACUGAAUGUUCCAACAAGAAUGUCCUUUGUUUAGAAACUGUAUACUUAUGCCAUAAAGAAAAGCGCAAGUCUUGUUGGAAGCCGGACAAAUGGCUUUUGUUGUCAUAGGAACCCUGUUACUGAUGCUCUCUAACGUCUAUAGCGCUUCAGGGUCCCGUCCACGUUUGGAUGAUGUUCCCCCCAGGAUAGUGGAGGAUCCCUCUGAUCUGAUUGUGUCAAAGGGUGAGCCAGCCACCCUGAACUGCAAGGCAGAGGGUCGGCCCACGCCUACGGUGGAGUGGUAUAAAGAUGGCGAGCAUGUUGAAACUGAUAAGGAUGACCCUCGCUCCCACCGCAUGCUGCUGCCCAGCGGCUCCCUUUUUUUCCUGCGCAUCGUUCACGGACGCCGCAGCAAACCUGACGAGGGGGUUUACACAUGCAUUGCCCGCAAUUACCUAGGAGAAGCCGUUAGCCGAAACACCUCACUGGAAGUAGCCAUUCUCAGGGAUGAUUUCCGCCAGCCUCCCAAUGAUGUGGUGGUGGCAGCAGGAGAACCUGCUGUGCUGGAGUGCGUCCCUCCCAGGGGUCACCCCGAGCCUACCGUUUCCUGGAAGAGGAACAAUGUUCGUGUCAAUGACAAGGACGGCAGGAUCUCUAUGCGUGGUGGUAAGCUGAUGAUUUCUCACACCUGGAAAAGUGACGCAGGCAUGUACGUAUGCGUAGGCACCAAUAUGGUGGGCGAGAGAGACAGUGAUCCAGCCGAACUCGUUGUGUUUGAGAGGCCAGUGUUCAUCCGCAGACCUGUGAAUCAGAUCGUUUUGGCUGAGGAGACUGUUGACUUCUUAUGUGAGGUUCAUGGAGACCCGGCUCCGACUGUCCGCUGGAGCAGAGACGAAGGAGAACUACCGCGGGGGAGAUUUGAGAUCCGUGGUGACAACACCCUGCGUCUGAUAAGGGUCAGAGCAGAGGACGAGGGCACUUACACGUGUGUCACAGAAAACAGCGUGGGCAAAACCGAAGCAUCCGCUGUGCUGCAGGUCCACGUGCCCCCACAGAUUGACGUACGUCCCCAGGAUCAAGCAGUUGCCCAAAGACGAACCGUCACUUUUCAGUGUGGCACCCAGGGAAACCCUCCUCCUGCAGUUUUCUGGCAGAAAGAAGGGAGUCAGAUGCUGCUUUUCCCUGGCCAACCUCCUUCCCAGUUGGGCCGUUAUUCUGUGUCCAUGAGCGGAGAGCUGUCCAUCUCUGAUGUUCACUCUGAGGACUCCGGCUACUAUAUCUGCCAGGCGAUCAGUGUGGCAGGAAGUGUCCUCGCCAAGGCUCUGCUGGAAGUGAAAACUGGCCCAUCAGAUCUCGUCCCACCAAUUAUCCGACAGGGCCCAGCCAACCAGACGCUCGCUUUAGGCUCCAGCGCCCUACUCCAGUGCCAUGUGAUGGGCAGGCCAAUCCCCAGUGUCAGGUGGGAGAAGGAUGGGCAAAGCAUUCUGAGCGAUGACAUUCACAUAAGCCUAAUGGAAAACGGCACUUUACACAUCAGCGGCUUGAAGGAGACCGACUCAGGGACGUACACCUGUGUCGCAUCCAGUUCCACUGGUGAGACGAGUUGGAGUGGGACUGUGACAGUGAAAGCGACUGGAACGUCCUCCGUGCCACGGGUCUCGCAGUCCCUGCAGCUGCCUGGUCCUCCUCAGAAGCCCAUGGUGACAGAUGUGACCUCAAAUAGUGUCACUCUCACUUGGCAGCCCAACCCACAUGAGGGCGGAGCUGCUGUCACUUCCUAUAUCAUCGAGGCUUUCAGUCAGUCAGUGGGCAGCACAUGGCAGACUGUAGCUGAUCUCGUGAGGCUGGAGAAGCAUACAGUGUCUGGACUUUACCCCAACACUGUUUACCUGUUCAUCAUCCGAGCAGUCAACUCCUUUGGGCUGAGUGACCCCAGCCCCAUCUCAGAGCCAGUCCGAACACAAGAUGGUCCCGAAGGUCAGGGAAAAGACCAAGCACAUGUGCAGAUGGAUUUAGGAGGGGUCAGGGUUCGUCUGCAGACACCCAAAGUCUUGAGCCCUACAAGCGUUCAAAUCACAUGGACUCUUUACCAGCACCCUCGCUAUAUUGAAGGCUACAGGCUGUACUACAGGCCUGUGGGGAGCGUGUGGAUGAUCCAGGACAUAAAAGCAGGUCCCCUACACACUGCUGUUCUAACAGAGCUACACAGAGGAAAAGAAUACGAGUUCAAAAUGAGACCGUAUUAUAAUGAGUUUCAGGGGAUUGACAGUGAAAUAGCUGUGGUUCGCACUCCUGAUGAAGUGCUGAGCGGCCCUCCUCAGGGAGUCAGCGUGGUGCAGUUAAGUAACAGUUCAAUCGUGCGAGUGUCCUGGCAGCCUCCUCCCCCUGAUGUGCCAGAAGAGCUCAUACUAGAAUACAGGGUGUGGUGUGCAGGAAACGAGUCUCAGCAGAUGAUCAACAGGAGCGUGGAUGGGGAUAUGCUGUGGGUGAUGUUGGAUGGGCUGUUGCCCGAGUCAAUGUAUAGCGUGCAGGUUGCAGCAGUCACAAGUGCAGGAGUGGGCGCUCAUAGCCAACCUGUGCUCAUCUUCCUGAAAAUAGCAAUAGAUCAGUCCUUGUCAGUGGUGAAGGAUGACACUGUCAGCCUAUCCGAGCAGAUCACAGGGGUGGUCCGUCAACCAGCUUUCAUUGCCGGGAUUGGUGUAUCAUCCUGGAUGGUUCUAAUGGGUUUCAGUACCUGGAUCUACUGCAGACACAGGAGGAGGAAAGAACUUGGACACUAUACUACUUCCUUUGCAUAUACGCCCGCAGUUGCACUCUCUCGUGGUGAUGGCUCGGAUCUUAUAAAUGGAAGGCCAUGUUUGCUGGAGUCACAUUUGGGUAACUACCCUUGGCUGGCUGACUCGUGGCCUACCAGCAACUUCUCUCCAAAUGGAAAAGAUUCAGUCAACUGCUGUGCAGGCAGACUUGAUUCCACAGAUCAAUACUACAACACUUCAGGAUUAUCGAAUUAUCUGAACCACAAUGGGAAGUACAGCCCGGCCUCUAAUGAAGGUGCCAUAUACUGUACCAUCAACCCAGCUGAUGCAGAUGGUCAUGACGUGUGCAGCCUGUACUCUCAGGGUCCAGACCCGUACACCAGCACGCCAGUCCUCUCCAAAACUGAUCUCUACAACAUGGAGCAGGACCUGGACCAGUGGAGCCUUCAGUCCAGCCACAGUGGAGCAGAAUAUGCAAAACUUCAGUAUCCAAGAGGCAAAAAUGCCAAAAUGAUGACGCAGAAGUCUCUAGGACAAAUUUCUUCACCCACUUGGUCUGAUGUGCUGUCCCUUCAUUCAGCACAAAACAAGGAGCUUCAAAACACAGAAAAAAGACACAGGUAA